Messenger RNA from Tachyglossus aculeatus (Australian echidna), 866 nucleotides. It is a transcript of the gene HOPX, whose product is annotated as HOP homeobox. The coding region runs from base 167 to 385 and encodes 72 amino acids. The record is from RefSeq and is a predicted model, not a curated record. Gene Ontology annotation, biological process: cell differentiation; regulation of transcription by RNA polymerase II. Gene Ontology annotation, molecular function: DNA binding. Gene Ontology annotation, cellular component: nucleus. The transcript has 3 exons. NCBI's taxonomy places the organism in Eukaryota, Metazoa, Chordata, Mammalia, Monotremata, Tachyglossidae.
AAACACACACACACACACACACACACACACACACGCCCACGCCCACUCCGUAGACCCAUAUAAAUCCCGUUGGUCUGCCCAUCCGAGGCCGCCCCAUCCUCCCGCCAAGCCUCCGCAGGGAGAUCGCGCUGGUCGCAUCUGCAGCCCCUCGCCGCCGCCCAGGACCAUGGCCACGGAGAGCGCCGGUCCCACGGCCGACCAGCUGGAGAUCCUGGAGCACAGCUUCAACAAAGUCAACAAGCACCCGGACCCCACCACGCUCUGCAUCGUCGCUGCCGAGGCGGGGCUCACCGAAGAGGAGACCCUGAAAUGGUUCAAGAAGCGCCUUGCCCAGUGGCGACAGUCCGAGGGGCUUCCUUCCGAGUGUGGCUCAGUGACCGACUGACCGGGACCCAGGCCCGGCUCCCUCUGCCACCCAAAGACCCCUGUGGCACCGGGGCUUGCUGUCAACGAAGGCCAGCGUUUGCUAUUAACACAGUGUUUUUUUCCCAGUGUACAUAACCCGCAGAGAACAAUGAGUGCAGGAGAGGCAGUGUAGCUCAGGGUGCAACCCACAUGGCCUGGUGUAGGGGCAGCAGCAAAUGCUGCAGCUCUGGCCGACCCCCUCAGAGCAUCUUGCCCUUCUCCGACUGCUCUCUCGAUACAUUUUCCCACUGUUCGUGUCCACAUAAGUGGGCCAGUUCUCAACUUAUCUGCUGUCCCCCCAUCCCCUGGCCAGAGUCCCUCUCCCAUCCACGGAGCCCUGAAGAAUUGCCUCCAACACUCCUUAUUUAAAUGCACUUAUUAAAUUAAUUUCGCUAAAUGAACUAUUUUUUUUCCUGAGGUAGUGAUAUUCAUAAUAAAACCAUAAUGUUAUUGGAACUUGA